AUGGUCCAAACUCGUUCUGCUCUGAAAAGAAAAGCUACGGUCAUGCCUCAGCAUCGCCCUGCCCCGAUGGAUCCAACUAGCCAGACUGGUUUUGCCAAACGGGCCAAGGAAAGGGAUUUUUAUAAAUCAUACGGCUUUGACUUUAUUGUGCGGCGCCCCGACUACAGCAAACUCUUGGGGGGAGUAAGCCGGCGCAUAAGAGAAGGCGGCGGCCCCGAAUGGGGAUUCGAUGUCAAGGAUUUGAAAUCCUUCUACUGGCAAAUGGCUAAUCUUGCUGCUGCUUGGGCAGAUCAGUACCUGAUAACAGAUGUUGGCGACUUGCCGGAGUCUGAAAUCCGUCGUUUGAUUAGUGCUGCCAACGGAUUCUGUGUACAAAUGGAUUGGGAAGAAUUACGGACCUUGCUCCCACCAACCGCGGCUUCGACCUUUGGCCACAUCCUAGGUGAACUUCUCAUCCAGUUAGACAUCCACGAGCGACUCUUCCAGAACCCUUUUUGGUACAUGGAUGGAAAGAUCGGCCCAGAUGACCAGAGCGAGGACCCUCAUUUCGGACGUAAACUGCAGUAUCUCUUUGACCGUCUCUAUCAAACCAAUCCGACCUAUAGCGUGCUUUGGCGAAUGCAAACCCAACGCCUAUGCAACUCAACCGACCACUUCACAGCCCGAGACCCGCAGUUUGGGCAAUACAAUGCGCAGCGCCACGAGGCAGCCGUUGCCAGUUUUGCGGAUUCUCUGCUAACCAGCGAGCCCUUUUGCUUUUUACUGAAGGAUGAAUACCCAAGCUCGUCUCCGCAGUUGGAUGAGGACAGGCGUUGCCUCCUUAUUGACGUCUUCCGCAACGCAAUCCGCUGCCUCAUUAGGUGCGAGACGUGGACAAACGGCCAGCCCGUUUUAAGGGGAAUUACAGAGCUAGGGGGUAUCUUUCAUGAGGAGUCAAAGACUAUAACUCUCCAUCCAUUCUGUUUUCGACCGCGCAUGGACCUUUAUACGGGCAAGGAUAUACUUGUUGUUGCCCAGCCAGGGCUUGUGUACGUUGAUAGUUGCCACGGUGAUAAUAGUGGUGUGAUGACGGAGAUCAUAGAAGCAGAGGUCUUGCCUGCGUUCAGGCUGGCGGAGGGAGAGGGGAAACAGAUGGAAGAAGAGGCGGCUGAGGAUGCUGAGGAUGCUGAAAUAGCAAAGAAGCAAGACCACGGGGAUGAGGAAUGGACUGAGGAACAGGGGGAGUAG
Aspergillus puulaauensis is the source of this 1227-nucleotide messenger RNA. RefSeq lists its product as uncharacterized. The record is from RefSeq and is a predicted model, not a curated record. The transcript has 2 exons. The coding region runs from base 1 to 1227 and encodes 408 amino acids. Lineage: Eukaryota; Fungi; Ascomycota; Eurotiomycetes; Eurotiales; Aspergillaceae.